Messenger RNA from Trichomonas vaginalis G3, 567 nucleotides. RefSeq names its product organellar and viral DNA polymerase type B. The transcript has a single exon. NCBI's taxonomy places the organism in Eukaryota, Parabasalia, Trichomonadida, Trichomonadidae. Bases 1 to 567 code for a protein of 188 amino acids. The record is from RefSeq and is a predicted model, not a curated record.
AUGUAUCGGAAGUUGUCUAAGUUAGAACACUCGGAAAUAAAACAACUUCUUACAGAAGCUAACAUAGAAGUAGCAACACAUUACGCAACAAACAAAAAAGCACUCGCCGACUUCAUUAAAGACUAUAAUGGUGCAAUAAGUUAUGAUAGAAUUCAUGAGUUCAUAAAGCCGCAACGCGGCGAGGACGAAGAAGUUCAUGCAAUAGCAUUUCCUUUAAAUGACAUUGCUAUUGACUUAUAUCAUAGACGUUCAGUACCUCAUGAAGUAAGAAGAGAAAUGUUUGACAUAACAAAUGCAAACGUUGGUGAAACAAGAAGAAGAGACGACACACUGAAACAACAGAGAAGAGAGAUGUUUAAAAGUGCUAUAGAACAAGUUCGUAAAGCUAACGAUGUCAUUCGUUCCAUUGACGACAAACCAAAAGAAGGUGAGAGAUGGUUAAAGAAAGAUGAAGAGAAUAGGAAGAGAAAUGUGAAGUCAGGCAAUAGACUCAUUGACUUUAACAUCGAAGCUUUAGAUGAACCAAACAGAGACUACUUACACAAACAUUUCGGUAAGUUUUCAUGA